GAUGGAUUGACUUGGACACAAAGGGAAGAUAUAAGGCGCAUUUCCAUACCUCGUCGUGAGACGGUUGGGGCAAUGAAGCCCCUCACCUGGACGGCAUUUGCUCUGGCGGCGCGAGCAGCAACAGCGCGCUACAUCGACAGAAACAAGAACCAGUUAGCAAUGGACAGUCCCGUGCUGAGGUGUGCAAGGCUUAUGCCGGGCCAGCGCAUCGCAUCGCAUCGCAUCGCAUGCGGGGAGGGGCGAAGAUGACGAUGGCGGCGACGUGGACAAAAAGCCCAGCCAAGGGAGAGGGUUUUUCGCAUCGGCUGGGAUGAUUGAUGGAGGACGGAAGGGUGAUACUUACAGAGGCCCGGGACAGUUGGCUGAGCAUCUUGAAAUGGCUUGGGCGUUGCUCAAUUGGCGGAGAGCAAAAGGGCGGACCCGGACAAAGGUUUGGGGGGGGAGAGGAAUGGAGACAGGCUGAGGGUUUUGUGAAAAUCGUGAUGCCGAACCUUGGGAGACUUUCCCCGGCUAAAGCAUGGCCAGCCAGCCCGUCACGCGGAGCGCCGGGCUUUUUUUCUUCCUCUUUUGGUGCUCUGUGCCUGGGCUGCGGCAACUUUUUUUUUUUUCUUUCUUGGUGCCUCAGGUUUUGAGGGAUGGGGAGCCACUACGUCCACUAAUUCCCACUGUUUUUUUUGAGCUGUUCCAGUGCUUGAGAGCGCCGGAGAGGUCGCUGGGAUUUAGCGGGAGCUUGCGGAGAUGGGAGAGCUGCACGUGACUCGGGAGAAGUCGCGUAGAUCCCGGAAACGACGUCAGGCCACGCAGAAGCUC
This is a messenger RNA of Trichoderma harzianum CBS 226.95, 810 nucleotides long. RefSeq lists its product as hypothetical. The transcript has a single exon. The record is from RefSeq and is a predicted model, not a curated record. Bases 318 to 632 code for a protein of 104 amino acids. NCBI's taxonomy places the organism in Eukaryota, Fungi, Ascomycota, Sordariomycetes, Hypocreales, Hypocreaceae.